This is a messenger RNA of Carlito syrichta (Philippine tarsier), 1347 nucleotides long. RefSeq names its product alpha-1,2-mannosyltransferase ALG9. The transcript has 11 exons. Bases 1 to 1323 code for a protein of 440 amino acids. The record is from RefSeq and is a predicted model, not a curated record. Gene Ontology annotation, biological process: protein N-linked glycosylation. Gene Ontology annotation, cellular component: endoplasmic reticulum membrane. Gene Ontology annotation, molecular function: alpha-1,2-mannosyltransferase activity. Lineage: Eukaryota; Metazoa; Chordata; Mammalia; Primates; Tarsiidae.
AUGUCCAGGUCUUUUGUCCCUCGGCGGACGCCGUUCGCCAGCCAACGCUAUGUCUCCGCGCUCGCCGACUUCCUAGGGUGCCGACUUCUCCCUUUCCGCCCCAGCGCGGCAUGUUUGCUUCUGAACAGGUUAUCUGGGAACAAAGCAGGUCAAGUCUGGGCACCCGAAGGAUCUACUGCUUUCAAGUGUCUGCUUUCAGCAAGGUUAUGUGCUGCUCUUCUGAGCAACAUCUCUGACUGUGAUGAAACAUUCAACUACUGGGAGCCAACACACUACCUCAUCUAUGGGGAGGGGUUUCAGACUUGGGAAUAUUCCCCAGUAUAUGCCAUUCGCUCCUAUGCUUACCUAUUGCUUCAUGCCUGGCCAGCUGCAUUUCAUGCAAGAAUUCUACAAACUAAUAAGAUUCUUGUCUUUUACUUUGUGCGAUGUCUCCUGGCUUUUGUGAGCUGUAUUUGUGAGCUUUACUUUUACAAGGCUGUAUGCAAGAAGUUUGGGCUGCAUGUGAGUCGAAUGAUGCUAGCCUUCUUGGUUCUCAGCACCGGCAUGUUUUGCUCAUCAUCAGCAUUCCUUCCUAGUAGCUUCUGUAUGUACACUACAUUGGUAGCCAUGACUGGAUGGUAUAUGGACAAAACUUCCAUUGCUGUGCUGGGAGUAGCAGCUGGGGCUAUCUUAGGCUGGCCCUUCAGUGCAGCUCUUGGUUUACCCAUUGCCUUUGAUUUGCUAGUCAUGAAACACAAGUGGAAGAGUUUCUUUCAUUGGUCGCUGGUGGCCCUAAUACUCUUUCUGGUGCCUGUGGUGGUCAUUGACAGCUACUAUUAUGGGAAGUUGGUGAUUGCACCACUCAACAUUGUUUUGUAUAAUGUCUUUACUUCCCAUGGACCUGAUCUUUAUGGUACAGAACCCUGGUAUUUCUACUUAGUUAAUGGAUUUCUGAAUUUCAAUGUAGCCUUUGCUUUGGCCCUCUUGGUCUUACCACUGACUUCUCUAAUGGAAUACCUGCUGCAGAGAUUUCAUGUUCAGAAUUUAGGCCACCCAUAUUGGCUUACCUUGGCUCCAAUGUAUACUUGGUUUAUAAUUUUCUUCAUCCAGCCUCACAAAGAAGAGAGAUUUCUUUUCCCUGUAUAUCCACUUAUAUGUCUCUGUGGCGCUGUGGCUCUUUCUGCACUUCAGAAAUGUUACCACUUUGUGUUUCAACGAUACCGCCUGGAGCACUAUACUGUGACAUCGAAUUGGCUGGCAUUAGGAACGGUCUUCCUGUUUGGGCUUUUAUCAUUCUCUCGCUCUGUGGCACUGUUCCGAGGUAGACGUCUGGGAAUAUCUUAACCCACACUGAUGAGGCACUUCACC